ACAGCUGGACUGUACUUCUUCUCAGGGUUCCUGUGUCCAGCCAGCUGCAGCGGGACCGCCCCGCACACACUCACACUCACACGCACUGCCCUCCUGUCCGUGCUGUGUCGCGGCAGUCCAGCCCCCCUUGAGGGAGGGGAAGCCGGAUUGAACGCCAGUUUUAUUGCGUUGUCAUGUUUCACAAGAGUUCAGAAGCUCAGAGACCGCCUGAUAACAGCGUUUCAUGGAUGCACCCGAAGUCUGAGCGCGGAGGGGCUUUUUUUUCUCACCUUCUACCAACUUUGCAACUCCGCGUAAGGCUGUUCCCUUAUGGUGUUUGGUUUUCAAUACCGUUUUCAUGGGUGAGAAUCUUCUUCUGUAGCUUUUAGAGUAUUUCUUGGUGCAAAUCCAAUUAGGUCUGUGAAGAUGCAGCUCCGUACGGUCCUUGACGUCAAUGUUGUGGAUGUCCAGAAGAGAAGGAAUCCCUCCAAACACUAUGUGUACCUCAUCAACGUCACUUACUCGGACUCCACUUCUCAUGUCAUCUACAGGAGAUACAGCAAGUUCUUUGACCUGCAGAUGCGAAUCCUUGACAAAUUCCCAAUUGAUGGAGGACAGAAGGACCCCAAAAAGAGAAUUAUUCCUUUCUUACCAGGUAAAGUCUUGUUUCGCCGAAGUCACAUAAGAGAUGUAGCCGUCCGAAGGCUGAAACACCUGGAUAAUUACUGCAAAGCUCUGUUGAAGCUUCCCUCCCACAUUUCCCAAAGUGAGGAGGUCCUGAAGUUUUUUGAAACCAACUCAGAGGACCUCAACCCUCCCGCAGAAGAAUGUGGAGGCUCGGGAAAACGAAAAUCAGGUGUGGAUGCUUCGGAUCCCAUGCUCCUGGAACAGUAUGUGGUGGUGGCCAAUUACGAGAAACAAGAGCCUGCAGAAAUCGGCCUUCAAGCGGGCGAGGUGGUCGACGUCAUUGAGAAGAGCGAGAGUGGUUGGUGGUUUGUCAGCACCGCAGAGGAGCAGGGUUGGGUCCCUGCCACCUAUCUCAACUCCCACAGUGGCACACGGGAUGACUUGGAGCUGGGCGCCUCUAAAGCUGGGGAAGUAACUAAGCGGCAUAAGGCUCAUCUGAAGAGGCUGGACCGGAGAUGGACGUUGGGGGGUGUCAUCAGCCGCCAGCAGAGCCGAGAAGAGAAGUACAUAACAGUGCAGCCCUAUACCAGCGAGGGCAAGGAUGAAAUUGCUUUUGAGAAAGGUGUCAUUGUGGAGGUGAUUCAGAAGAAUCUGGAAGGCUGGUGGUUUGUCAGGUACCAGGAUAAAGAGGGCUGGGCUCCAGCCUCUUACCUGAAGAAGAUGAAGGAUGAUCUCUCUCCCCGCAAGAAGACCGUGACGGGCCCGGUGGAGAUCAUUGGAAACAUCAUGGAGAUCAGUAACCUGCUCAACAAGAAAGCUUUGAGUGAGAAAGAUGUGCAGGUUGAAGGAGUCCCAGAGAGCCCCCAGGUGGCCAAGAAGGAGAUCAGCCUGCCAAUCCCAUGUGCUGACUCCAGCCCUGUUAAUACCCUCCAGGAUGGAAAAAGUAAAGCAGAGCCUGCCUCGCCAGCUGUAGCUCGCAUCGCCCCUCAUCGGGUGGAAAUUGGUUCCCCAGUUCUCAGGCAAAAACCUCCUCCUCGAAGAGAUGCAACCUUGGGAUUUCAGUUGCCCUCCCCACCAGAGGCCCCUACAGUUGAAGCAGAGUAUUACACCAUCGCAGAUUUCCAGUCCUGUAUAUCUGAUGGGAUCACCUUCAAUGGAGGACAGAAAGCAGAGGUCAUUGAGAAGAACUCUGGUGGUUGGUGGUACGUCCAGAUAGGAGAGAAGGAGGGCUGGGCUCCCUGCUCCUACAUUGACAAACGUAAAAAGCCCAACCUGAAUCGUAGAACAAGCACUCUGUGCCGCCCAAAAGUUCCACCCCCAGCUCCCCCUGUCAAAAAACAAGACUCAGUGGAGACAGCACCUCCCAGCAGCCCCGGCUCUGAAGCUCCAGAGUCCCCUGUGUCUCCUGGAAGGCCAGUGUAUGAAGAGCCAGAAUAUGACGUCCCUGCCAUUGGCGAUCUGGACAUGGAGUCUGAGUUUGAGUUUCUGAGGGGAGAAGGUUCCUUGGUGGAUGUAAAAACUGAGGACACUUCCUCCGAGAAGGGAUCCCACCUGUCCUCCAAGCCUUCUCCGGCUUCAUCGCUCCACAGCGCCUCCUUCAAGAUCUCAUUUGAAGAUGGCCAUGAGGCAGAGGGGGAGGCGGAAGGGGAGGAAGAGUGUAUCUAUGAGAAUGACGGAUUCCGGCCCCUCAGGGAGACGCCAGAGCGACAGUGCAGCAGGGACUCAAAUUCCUCCAAGACAAGUGUCUUGUCAGAAACUGGCAAGACUGCAAACCUGACAUCAGGUGGGUGGAGACCUGCAGGUAACAAGCUCAAGAUCGACUUGAAUGGGAGCCCAUUUUCAACCAAAGCUGAGGAGGCAUCCAGUCCUAAAUCUGCCUCCACUGAGUCCACCCCAGAUCUGUCCAGAACUAAGAAAGACCAAGAGGACGGAAAAGCAUCAUCUUCCAACAAGUCCUCCUCUAAACCAAAGCCAGUGGUGAGGCCUAAACCACAACUAGCCAAGGCGUCGAGUGCAGAGAAGAUGGACAUCAGCACCUUGAGAAGACAGCUGCGGCCAACAGGGCAGCUGAAGAAUGGCACCAAAGCUAAAGGUGAGGACUCUGAGACAGCUUCAGUCAUCUCCUCAGAGGACUCCUUCUCCUCUCAGAGCACAUCCGAUCUCUCUUCCAUCUAUUCUAAAGGCAGCAGGGGAGACUCGGACCUGGAAGGCUGCAACCUGUAUCGUACCACAGAUCCCUAUGAGAAAGUCCAAGAGUCAGAGCUCAGCUUCCCUGCUGGAGUGGAGGUGGAGGUGUUGGAGAAGCAGGAGAGUGGCUGGUGGUAUAUCCGCUGGGGAGACACAGAGGGUUGGGCUCCGACUUACUUUCUGGAGCCUGUCAGGCAACAAGAUGACAUGGCAGGGUCUGAAUCUGACGGCACCCCGACUAAACCUGGAAGCCUCAGCAAGUCCAACAGCCUUGAGAAGAAUGAACAAAGGGUGCAGGCUUUGAACAACAUCAACCAAAACCUAAAGAAAAUCACCCCACCCAUCCCCUCCAAGCCUCCAGGUGGCCUCUCCAAACCCAUUGGCUUGUUCGGCUCACGGAAACAGAAUAGCACCAAACAGCAGCAGGUUGUCAGACCUCAGUCUGUCUUCAUAUCAGCUCCGAUCAGGGACGGCCCCAGCCCUGUUGGCUCUCUCAGGAGAAACGAGUCCCUCAACUCCACGGACCACCCUCGUGCCAGCCCCACAGUGCGACGCAAUGCCUCCUUCGGCACUGUGCCACGCAACGUGCCACCCAACAACAUAGCACUGCCCAACAGGAACAGAUCCGGUACCGGCAGCUCUGAAUCUCUUGGCCUCAGCUCUCAAAAGAAUGCCCUCCCUGUAUCCACAGUGAAACCCAAGCCCCACAUCAUCCACAACAACCUCAGAGAGGUGUACGUCUCCAUAGCAGAUUACCAUGGUGACGAGGAGACCAUGGGAUUCCCCGAGGGGACGAGUCUGGAGGUCCUGGACAGAAACCCCAAUGGAUGGUGGUACUGCAAGGUUCUGGACAAUGGCAGACCAAGGAAAGGAUGGGUUCCCUCAAAUUACCUCGAGAAAAAGCACUAGCACUCAUGUGUGGAGCUGGCAGAACUCUGAACAUGCGUGUAAAGACUACUCAAACAGAUUUAUUUUGUGAAAAAAAAAAAAAAAAAGGCUAACCUUAAGACGUUAAGUAAGGAUUGAAA
This is a messenger RNA of Epinephelus fuscoguttatus (brown-marbled grouper), 3821 nucleotides long. Its product is annotated as SH3 and PX domain-containing protein 2A-like. The transcript is spliced from 14 exons. Gene Ontology annotation, molecular function: protein binding; superoxide-generating NADPH oxidase activator activity; phosphatidylinositol binding. Gene Ontology annotation, biological process: superoxide anion generation. The coding region runs from base 406 to 3702 and encodes 1098 amino acids. NCBI's taxonomy places the organism in Eukaryota, Metazoa, Chordata, Actinopteri, Perciformes, Serranidae. The record is from RefSeq and is a predicted model, not a curated record.